GCCGUGUAUAUGUUUUAUGCUUUGGCAAUUGUCUGUGAUGAUUUCUUUGUCCCUUCGUUGGAAAAGAUUUGUGAACGCUUGCAUCUUAGCGAAGAUGUGGCUGGGGCAACUUUCAUGGCAGCGGGAAGCUCUGCUCCUGAGUUGUUUACAUCUGUCAUAGGUGUUUUUAUCACAAAAGGAGACGUAGGCGUUGGAACCAUCGUAGGCUCAGCUGUAUUUAACAUUCUCUGUAUUAUUGGCGUGUGUGGGCUUUUUGCAGGACAGGUUGUUGCACUGUCAUCAUGGAGUCUCUUGAGAGAUUCAAUCUACUAUACACUGUCCGUUGUUGCACUCAUUGUGUUUAUUUAUGACGAAAAAGUUUCCUGGUGGGAGUCGUUAGUCUUAGUGCUGAUGUAUGUCAUCUACAUCGUUAUCAUGAAGUACAACUCAACCAUACAUCACUGCUUCGAAAGGAAGACAAAAAACUCUGCAAAUAUGGUGAACGGUUUAGCAAAUAAUACAGAAAUGGACGAUAACAGCAACUGCGAUGCCACAGUGGUAUUACUAAAGAAAGGUAACUGUUCCAGAAAUUUCCACCGUAAAGCCUCAGUGAUCAUGGUGGAUGAGCUGCUAUCUGCCUACCCACACCAGCUUUCAUUUUCCGAGGCUGGGCUCCGGAUCAUGAUAACGAGCCACUUCCCUCCCAAAACACGUCUCUCCAUGGCCAGCCGCAUGUUAAUCAAUGAGAGACAAAGGCUGAUCAACAGCAAGACUUACACCAAUGGUGAGUCAGAAGUAGCAAUCAAAAUACCUAUCAAGCACGUGGUUGAGAAUGGAACAGGCCCCAGCAACUCCACCGAGCGGGGCGUGAAUGGCACACGGCGGGAUGAAGACAUGGCUGAGGCUGGGAAUGAGACAGAGAACGAGAAUGAGGAUAACGAGAACAAUGAAAAUGAUGAGGAAGAGGAAGAAGAUGAUGACGAUGAUGACCAUGAAGGGCCAUACACACCUUUUGACCUGCCCUCUGGCAAGACAGAAAUCUUGAAGUGGCUCUUCACAUGGCCAUUGAGUUUUGUCCUGUACUUCACAGUGCCCAACUGUAACAAACCCCACUUGGAAAAAUGGUUCAUGGUUACCUUUGCUUCUUCUACCCUCUGGAUUGCAGCUUUCUCCUACAUGAUGGUGUGGAUGGUGACAAUCAUUGGCUACACACUGGGAAUUCCAGAUGUGAUCAUGGGCAUCACUUUCUUGGCAGCUGGAACCAGUGUGCCGGACUGCAUGGCAAGCCUUAUCGUAGCAAGGCAAGGUAUGGGGGAUAUGGCUGUGUCCAACUCCAUCGGAAGCAAUGUUUUUGAUAUUUUAAUUGGCCUAGGCCUCCCGUGGGCUUUGCAGACCCUAGCAGUGAAUUAUGGAUCGUAUAUUCGGUUAAACAGCAGAGGACUUAUCUAUUCUGUUGGUCUCCUGCUGGCAUCUGUUUUUGUCACAGUUUUUGGCGUCCACGUGAACAAAUGGAAACUGGAUAAGAAGCUAGGGUGUGUGUGCCUUUCCCUUUACGGCAUCUUCCUGUGUUUCUCCAUCAUGACAGAAUUCAAUGUUUUCACUUUUGUGAACUUGCCAAUGUGCAGAGAUCACUAA
This is a messenger RNA of Gavia stellata (red-throated loon), 1614 nucleotides long. RefSeq names its product solute carrier family 24 member 3 (gene SLC24A3). NCBI's taxonomy places the organism in Eukaryota, Metazoa, Chordata, Aves, Gaviiformes, Gaviidae. Gene Ontology annotation, molecular function: calcium channel activity; calcium, potassium:sodium antiporter activity. Gene Ontology annotation, cellular component: membrane. The transcript is spliced from 14 exons. The coding region runs from base 10 to 1614 and encodes 534 amino acids. Gene Ontology annotation, biological process: intracellular calcium ion homeostasis; calcium ion transmembrane transport. The record is from RefSeq and is a predicted model, not a curated record.